Messenger RNA from Neltuma alba, 1877 nucleotides. Its product is annotated as AT-hook motif nuclear-localized protein 1. NCBI's taxonomy places the organism in Eukaryota, Viridiplantae, Streptophyta, Magnoliopsida, Fabales, Fabaceae. The record is from RefSeq and is a predicted model, not a curated record. Gene Ontology annotation, molecular function: minor groove of adenine-thymine-rich DNA binding. Bases 465 to 1493 code for a protein of 342 amino acids. The transcript is spliced from 5 exons.
AUCACGCCGGAGAAAUUUGUGAAGCAGAUGAGUUAAUUUUCUCCGUAAUUGUUGAUAUUUUUUCUCGAAAUUCUGGAAAUUUUGAAGCUCUCUGUAGUUCCUGCAAUGGUGGAGAUUUGAGUUUCAGCACUGUAUAUUUGUCUCAGAAGAGGUUCAACUUCUGCGAUUGCACUGCUAGAUUUUUCGUCUGUUUCAUCAUUUCAGAGAAAAAGCUUUUGAUCUGUUGAAGUUUUCUGUCAGCUUGCAAUUUUCCUUUUUGAGCUCGAACGUCAUUGUUGUACUAUUUCUGGGUUUCCUUCUCCUGAUUCAAAUAUAUUCCUCCGCAGAAAGCAACAACAUUCAAGAUUAUAUAUAUUAUUGCUCUAAUUAUUUGGGUUAAAAAUAAGGUUUGAAACCUUCAAUGGCUGGGGUUUAAGCAUUUUUUGAGGUUUUGGUGUUUCUUUUGUUUUCUCUGAUUUAUAUAAAUGGAGGAAAAGGAGAGUUUUGGUUCUGGGCUUGUGCUGAAGGAUAACGAUGCCCCGGACAGCUUCCACGUAGCUUCGAGGAAUGAAAACUCCGGUCAGUUCACCGGCGGGACCGAAGCAGCGGCUCCGGCUCCUGUAAGUGCUCCAGCAACGGUGACGGGGACGGCGACUCCAGGCACAGAUGUUAAGAAGAAGAGAGGGAGGCCAAGGAAGUAUGGUCCCGAUGGCUCAAUGGCCUUGGCGUUGUCUCCCAUGCCGAUUUCGUCGUCAAUUCCGUUGACCGGUGACUUCUCCGGUUGGAAGCGGGGCAGAGGGCGGUCUGUUGAAUCUACGAAGAAGUCGUUUAAUAAGUAUGAGGUCGAAAGCUCAGGACCAGGUAAUGGACUCGCAUACUCAGUUGGUGCCAAUUUUACACCUCAUAUACUUACAGUUAACGCUGGCGAGGAUGUCAACAUGAAGGUCAUGUCCUUCUCUCAACAGGGAUCUCGUGCCAUUUGCGUUCUUUCUGCGAAUGGCAUGAUUUCAAAUGUAACACUUCGACAACCAACUUCUUCGGGUGGUACUUUAACUUAUGAGGGACGAUUUGAGAUUCUUUCUUUGUCUGGUUCAUUUAUGCCAACUGAGAAUGGGGUAACAAGGAGCAGAUCUGGUGGAAUGAGUGUGUCUUUGGCAGGUCCAGAUGGUCGAGUGGUUGGGGGUGGACUUGCUGGUCUGUUGGUUGCUGCAGGCCCUGUGCAGGUUGUCGUGGGUAGUUUCCUUCCAGGUUACCGGCAGGAACACAAACACAAGAAGCAGAAGACGGAGUAUAUAUCUACUGUCACACCUCCCCAUUUUAGUCCUGUCUCUGACCAAGAAUUUCAUGUUAGUUUUGGAGGAGUAAAGCCUAUUCUAACACCAGCUUUUCAAGGAGACAAUGCUGCUUGUUUUAGCAAUGUUCAAGGCUCCAGGGACUCAUCUACCGAUGAUAGAUCGUCCUUUCCUGAGAAGGAGUCCAACACCAGCCUAUCAAAUGCUGGGAUUCCUGCUUAAACAUGGUUGCUGGUAAUGCAAUAUUCUUCCCAAGUCACCCGCAUCUAGGCUCACUCACUCUUUCUGACACUUGACAUUUAACCUGUCAGGUUCCGGAUCAAGGGACCUUGAUAGUCAGAUGAGUGUUUUUAACUGUUGUUGUACCAGUUAAAACUUAGGCGUUAGGAAAUAUGUUUGUUGGGUAGGCUUUCAUGUGUCUGUUCUUAUGAUGUAUCUGUAGUGUAACAGUUAGAUGUAGGAAAUACGUUGUGCUAUUUUCUUCCUUUUUUCCACAUUGGCUCGGAAUGACCGAAAUGUUGAGUGGAAUGCGGGUGUCUUCUGAACUGUAACACUAAAUAUCAUUUGUUGUUGAAAGAAAAAAUUGCACCCGAGUUUUCAUCGUUA